AUGGCGCUCUCCGCUUCAACGCUCCGAUUGCUGAUUGUCGUCUUCGUCGCCCUCGGCAGCGUGACCUAUGGCUACUGCGCCAGCAUCAUCGCCACCACACUCGGCCAACCCUCGUUCAUCUCCUACUUCGAGCUCGACACCCGACCAAAUGCGAGCGACCUGAUCGGCGCCACCAACGGUCUAUUUCAAGUCGGAGGCCUGUUCGGGACGCUGUCGUGCAUGAAGUCCGCAGACUGGCUGGGUCGUCGGAAAGCCCUGUUCGUGGCCAGUAUCGUGACGACCAUCGGGGGUGCGUUGCAGGCCGGGAGCGUGCACAUCGGCAUGUAUAUCGUGGCUCGCCUGAUCACAGGGCUCGGUAUUGGAGCGUUGGUCACUCUUGUCCCCCUUUAUCAGAGCGAGGUCGCACCGCCCAAGAUCCGCGGCAUGCUGGUUGGCAUCCACGGGGUGAUGAUCUGUGUCGGAUACACCUCUGCCAGCUGGAUCGGCGUUGCGUUCUACUUUGUUCAAGCGGCGGGCGCUCAGUGGCGCAUCCCUCUCGCAGUGCAAGCCGUUUGGCCUGCAUGUCUGGCCAUGGGGGUCUUGUUUCUGCCCGAGUCACCGCGGUGGCUUCUCGACCGCGACCGCUUCGACGAGGCAUAUUCUUCAUUCAAACAAGUACGAGCGGAAACAUCCGAUAGCUUUCUGGGCGACGAAGAUGCCAUCCGCGCCGACUUCGCUCUGCUGCAUUCGCAAAUUCUGGAAGAGAAGAAGGAACAACUCUCAACCAUGGACUUGUUCAGAUUGCCCGGGUACCGUAAGCGAGUGGGAAUCGGCUUCAUCAUGAUGGUUGGCGCACAGACAACUGGAACACAGAUCAUCAAUAAUUAUGGGCCGAUGCUGUAUGCAAACCUCGGCUUCGACACCGUCCGCCAACUCAUCAUCCAAGCGGGAUGGAUUUCCGUGUCACCAUUUGGCAAUGGCCUCAACGCUCUGAUUGUCGAUCGAGUCGGCCGAGUCAAAAUGCUGCUAAUCGGCCUUUCUGGCUGUGUGCUCGUUCUCGUCGGCGAAGUCAUCACACUCUCCCAGUUCGAAAAGCACGGAGGAAAUGGGGCCGCCAGCGCCGCAGUCUUCUUUCUAUUCAUGCACGUCGCCGUCUUCGCCAGCACCAUCGACGCGACAUCGUACAUUUAUGCUUCCGAGAUCUUCCCCACGCCCGUGAGAGCAAAGGGCUUAUCGCUAUCCAUCUCGGGGCUGUUCCUCUCAGCAUUGGCUUUGUUGCAGGGAGCUCCCACCGGCUUUGCGAAUAUUGGAUGGAAAUACUACCUGGUGUGCAUUUGCGCUACAUCAGCCAUCAUCGUGGUGGUAUGGUGGAAGUUUCCAGAGACCAAGAUGAUGUCCCUCGAGGAAAUUGGUGCUCUGUUUCCAGACUCAUCCAAGGCUAUUACGGAGAAGGAGAAUGGAAAGGACAGACGCAACUCUUCGGAGGAUGAGGUUGAGAAGGAGCAGAGCCAGGUUGAGGUGGAGCGUGUGCAGUCGUGA
Molecule: messenger RNA, 1518 nt
Organism: Fonsecaea nubica
Lineage: Eukaryota; Fungi; Ascomycota; Eurotiomycetes; Chaetothyriales; Herpotrichiellaceae
Exons: 7
Coding region: 1-1518 (505 amino acids)
Biological process (GO): transmembrane transport; carbohydrate transport
Cellular component (GO): membrane
Molecular function (GO): carbohydrate:proton symporter activity
Source: RefSeq, a predicted model, not a curated record